AGCUAGAUCACCUCUGCGAGACUGCGACAAACUUAUAACAUUUCUUCAAAUUAAUUCUCACAAAUUCAGCACUACAAAUUUCAUCGCAAUUUAAUUCCCCCAAUUAAUUAUCCACAGAAAAAUGAUGAAAGAGAGAGCUGACUUUGGCAAAAAGUCACAUUUCAGAUCCUUUUAGAGAAAGGCCAUUCCGGUUCUCGGCUAGGCGACAAUGUCAGUGGUGAAAUUUCUGUGUGUGUUGGUGGCGGCGGCGGCGGCAGCGGAGGCGGCGGCAGUGGCCGGGACUGCGCCGUACAGAAUCCACACGCUUUUCUCGGUUGAGUGCCAGAAUUACUUCGAUUGGCAGACGGUGGGCCUCAUGCACAGCUUCCGCAAAGCCAGGCAGCCCGGCCCGAUCACCAGGCUGCUGAGUUGCACUGAGAAAGAAAGGAAGAAUUAUAAAGGCAUGGACUUGGCGCCCACGUUUGAGGUCCCUUCUAUGAGUUUGCACCCCAAGACUGGUGAUUGGUAUCCGGCAAUUAACAAACCAGCCGGUGUAGUCCACUGGCUUAAGCAUAGCAAAGAAGCAGAAAAUGUUGAUUGGGUGGUUAUAUUAGAUGCUGAUAUGAUCGUCCGGGGUCCAAUCUUGCCGUGGGAGCUUGGUGCUGAGAAAGGCAGACCAGUUGCUGCAUAUUAUGGGUACUUGAUUGGAUGUGACAACAUUCUUGCUAAAUUACACACAAAGCAUCCUGAACUUUGUGACAAAGUUGGUGGGCUUUUAGCAUUUCAUAUUGAUGAUCUUCGAGUUUUUGCACCCAUGUGGUUAUCAAAAACUGAAGAAGUACGGGCAGAUAAAGCUCACUGGGCUACCAAUAUCACUGGUGACAUAUAUGGAACAGGGUGGAUCAGUGAAAUGUAUGGAUAUUCAUUUGGCGCUGCAGAGGUGGGACUUCGUCACAAGAUAAAUGAGAACUUGAUGAUUUAUCCAGGCUAUGUUCCUAGAGAGGGUGUAGAACCCAUCCUGAUGCACUAUGGCUUACCUUUUAGUGUAGGGAAUUGGUCAUUCAGUAAGUUAGAACAUCAUGAAGACAGUAUUGUGUAUGAUUGUGGGCGCCUCUUUCCCGAACCUCCUUAUCCUAGAGAGGUGAAAGAAAUGGAAAGUGAUCCAAACAAAAGAAGGGCGCUAUUUCUUGAUUUAGAAUGUAUAAAUACCCUGAAUGAAGGUUUAUUGUUGAACCAUGAAAAGCAUGGCUGUCCGAAGCCAAAGUGGUCAAAAUAUUUGAGUUUCUUAAAGAGCAAAACGUUCGCAGAACUAACACAACCAAAACAACUGACUCCAAAAAGCCUCGAGAUGAUGGAGGAGGUUCACGAACAGAAGCAAGAUGUUGGUGAGCCGGAAAAGCCUUACCCGAAAAUACAUACUAUUUUCUCAACAGAAUGCUCCCCUUACUUUGAUUGGCAAACUUUGGGGCUUGUCCAUAGUUUCAACAAGAGCGGCCAGCCAGGGGAAAUCACAAGGCUUCUAAGUUGUACGGACGAGAACUUGAAGCAAUACAAAGGACGUGAUCUAGCUCCCACUCAUUAUGUCCCGUCCAUGAGCCGGCAUCCAUUAACAGGAGAUUGGUAUCCAGCAAUCAAUAAACCAGCUGCAGUCGUGCAUUGGAUUAACCAUGUAAAGACCGAUGCAGAAUACAUUGUGAUUCUGGAUGCUGACAUGAUAAUGAGAGGACCAAUCACACCGUGGGAGUUCAAAGCAGCCAAGGGCAGACCCGUUUCGACUCCCUAUGACUACCUAAUUGGCUGCGACAAUGAGCUUGCAAAGAUCCACACUCGUCACCCUCAACUUUGUGACAAGGUUGGAGGUGUGAUCAUAAUGCACAUAACGGAUCUCAGAAAAUUUGCGCUGCGUUGGUUGCACAAAACGGAGGAAGUCAGAGCCGAUAUGGCCCAUUGGCCUAAAAAAUUCACCGGCGAUAUUUAUGAAGCUGGUUGGAUCAGUGAGAUGUAUGGUUACUCCUUUGCUGCAGCAGAGUUGAAUCUACGGCAUAUCAUAAGCACGGACAUCCUGAUAUAUCCCGGAUAUGUUCCUGUACCCGGUGUGAACUAUAGAGUAUUUCACUAUGGCCUGGAGUUUAGGGUCGGUAACUGGAGCUUCGACAAAGCUAAAUGGAGACAUAUGGAAGUCGCUGACAAAUGUUGGUCUACGUUUCCUGACCCUCCAGAUCCAUCAACCCUCGACCGGUCUAACGAGGAGUCGUUACAGCGCGACUUGCUGAGCAUAGAGUGCGCAAAAUCCUUGAAUGAGGCUCUACGUGGUUAUUAUAGAAAGAAAUGCCCCGAUCCCAAUUCCUUGCUCCCUCCAGCACGAGAAACGCGCCAUCCUCCUUCCUUGACGACUCCAACUCAGAAGUCCCCAGACCCUCCCGCCCUGCGCCUUCCAGAGCAUGAGACGGUCAGUGAAAUAACAACCGGGAGGAAGAUCGGGAAACUCGAGAAAAUUGAUGUCUCGAGGCAGGAAACAGAGGUGAAGAACGAAACUAAUGAGCUGUCUCCGCCAGCGGAGACGAACCAGGCCUUCACUUCGAUGAGAGUCUGGAUAAUGGGCCUCUGGGCGUUCUCCAUCGCCGGUUUUGUGGUAGUGAUGUAUGUGAUGGUCUCAAAUCGAAGAGGCCAGAGAAAGCGGGGGAAGACGUAUAAACCCAAGAGACGAAGCUCGUAUACAGGAUCGUGGGAACGCAAUGCUGAGAUGUCGUAGCGUCUCUUGGUAUAUUGUGAUGGACUCAUUGGCUUGCUAAUGCGCACUUGUUGCUUGCAGAGAUGCCGAGUGGAGCAAAGCGCUCAUCAUCUGAAGCGUAGCGCCUUUCGUUGCAGAAAGGCGGACGUCCAUGGCUGGCUUGUCUCUCCGGUUGGUAGACGUACACGGUCGUCGGAACAGGGUAUGAUUUUGCUUCCAUUUUUGUAAUCGGAGUUUUUAACGACGAUCUAGAGACUACGGUAUACUUGGGACUUUAAUUCUCACGGAAAAGAUAUUUAUACAGAAUGAAUAAUGUCACUGUGAAAAACUUUCUUGCUUUCUUUCUACUAGAAAUACAGAAUGUGUUUCUUUUCU
Molecule: messenger RNA, 3085 nt
Organism: Salvia miltiorrhiza (redroot sage)
Lineage: Eukaryota; Viridiplantae; Streptophyta; Magnoliopsida; Lamiales; Lamiaceae
Product: peptidyl serine alpha-galactosyltransferase
Molecular function (GO): glycosyltransferase activity
Source: RefSeq, a predicted model, not a curated record